Messenger RNA from Topomyia yanbarensis, 1498 nucleotides. RefSeq names its product zinc finger protein 226-like. Lineage: Eukaryota; Metazoa; Arthropoda; Insecta; Diptera; Culicidae. The transcript is spliced from 2 exons. The coding region runs from base 6 to 1214 and encodes 402 amino acids. Gene Ontology annotation, biological process: regulation of transcription by RNA polymerase II. Gene Ontology annotation, molecular function: RNA polymerase II cis-regulatory region sequence-specific DNA binding; DNA-binding transcription activator activity, RNA polymerase II-specific. Gene Ontology annotation, cellular component: nucleus. The record is from RefSeq and is a predicted model, not a curated record.
GUUUCAUGGAGCUUGUGAAUGGACUUUCGACCCCAAUUACGACGCAGAAGGAAACUACCGAUAAAACCAGCGGUACUGAACGUGUGGCAACGAUUUCACCAAAUGGCAUUGGCACUAACAGCGAUCGUUCAAUAGUAUCGGUUUCACAUUGGGAGCUCAUGGAUCAGAUAGACGCAUCUUCAAAGCAACGAAAGCGAGCCGAACGACCCCAUAAAUGCGAGAUAUGUGGCAAAGGAUUCGCUCAGAAGUGUCGGCUUGAGCGACAUAUGUUUAUUCACGCUGGCGAACGGCCGUUCAAAUGUGAUAUCUGUGGCAAAUCAUUCCAUGCGAAGGGUCACCUAAAGCUACAUGGGGUAGCUCACACUGGCGAGCAGCCGUAUAAAUGCGAGAUGUGUGGCAGAGGAUUCCUUCAGAAGUGUCCACUUGAGAAACAUAUGUUAACUCACACUGGCGAAUUGCCGCACAAAUGCGAGAUAUGUGGUAAAGGAUUCGUUCAGAAGUAUCUGCUUGUGAGACAUAUGUUAACGCACACUGGCGAGCGGCCGUACAAAUGCGAGAUAUGUGGUAAAGGAUUCGUUCAGAAGUCUGGGCUUGAGCGACAUAUGUUCACUCACACUGGCGAACGGCCGUUCAAAUGUGAUAUCUGUGGUAAAUCAUUUUAUGAGAAGAGUCACCUGAAUCUACAUGUGGUAGCUCACACUGGUGAUCGGCCGUAUAAAUGCGAGAUAUGUGACAAAGGAUUCGUUCAGAAGUGUCUGCGUGAGCGACAUAUGCUAACGCACACUGGCGAGUUGCCGUACAAAUGCGAGAUAUGUGGUAAAGGACUCCUUCUGAAGUAUCAGCUGAAGCAACAUGUGGUAAUUCACAGUGGCGAGCGGCAGUACAAAUGUGAUAUAUGUGGCAAAUCAUUUACCCGUCAGAGUGUCUUAACUUUGCACAGAAAGAUACACAGUAAUGAACGAUCGCAUAAGUGCGAUACAUGUGGUAAGGAAUUCUUUCAUAAUCAUCACCUGAAGCGACAUGUGGUAACUCACACUGGUAAGUUGCCGUACAAAUGCGAGAUAUGUGGUAAAGGAUUCGCUCAGAAGUAUCUGCUGAAGCAACAUAUGGUAACUCACGGUGGCGAUAGGCCGUACAAAUGCGAGAUAUGUGGCAAAGGAUUCAUUCAGAAGUAUCUGCUUGAGCGACAUAUGUCAACUCACACUGGCGAGUAGCCGUACAAUUGUGAUAUUUGUGGCAAAUCAUUUUAUGAGGAGAGUACCUUGAACAGGCACAGAAAAAUUCACAGCAAUGAACGAUUGCAUAAAUGCGAGAUAUGUGGCAAAGGAUUCCCUCAGAAGCAUCUGCUUGAGCAACAUGUGUUAAUUCACACUCGCGAGCGGACGUGCAAAUGUGAUAUAUGUGGCAAAUCAUUUAGGUUGAAAAGAUGUUUGAGCAGGCACAGACAUUUACAUUAACGGUCACAUGUGAGGUAUAUGGCAUACGCACAAUAAAUGAA